AAUCCUUGUUCUAUAAUACAAAGUUCUGAAAUCUUCGCAGACAUCGCGUCCCGUCAUAUGAGUGAUAUGACGAGCAGCUUCAAAUCAAAAACUGAAAAGUUUGCGAGUGAUAUUCAAUCGGAUUUGAAGCAGGGCAAACCGAUUUUGAAGCAUCCUAACGAUUCCAAAGUAACCGAUAGUGACGAGCCAAGAACUUAUAGAGAAGAAUCGCGAGUCUCUGAACAUGGAACAAAACAAAUUGAUCCGGACACUGGACUCAUAUAUUUCAAAUACGACUUUGGCUAUGAAUUCGGUAUCGUUUUACCUGGCGAGGGUAAAAGGACGGUUGAAAGCAACAAAAAGACCAUUCAAGGACAGAGACGUUCCAGCGAUAUAGAAGUGCCUAUAAUCCAUGAGUUUACUGAAAAGAAAGCGAAUGGUUUUACAAAAAAAGGCACAUUUUUAACCCGUCAAAGCAAGACAGGAAAUAAAUUCGGAAACUCAAAGACUGUCAAAUGGGAGCCAACAUCAGAGAGCGACUUUUCUGAAAGUGAAGACAUGAAAAAUUUGAUUAGAAAACAAUCAAAUAAGGAAGGUAUAAAAAGCUCAAUUGCGCCUCCAAGUCUCGUCAUACCUGGUUCUAUGUCACCAUCAAGAUGGGAUCACACAACACCCAGCCCGCUUUCUCUUAGUCCAAGUCUGCCAAGCCUUUCUCCAAAACAGAGUAACACUACUGGACCACCUAGCAAUGUGGAUUCUGCAGGUUCACCUUGGCCGACUAGCAAUGGUGUGUCAUCGAGUAAAGAAGUAAUUCAGCCUUAUAUCGAAAUAUUACCGAAGAAAGCUCCUAUAUUCAUUACGCCAUUGAAAGAUAUUGCAGUGGUAAGCGGACAACCAGCUAGAUUCGAAUGUAUCGUUCAAGCUGAACCGCAGCCCAAUAUUCUUUGGUCAAAAGAUCGUAGAAUCGUCGAAAAUUCUGAGAGCCACGAAGUUCAAUAUAGAAACGGCGUUUGCCGUCUCACAAUAAUGAGAGCUUUACCCGAGGAUGCUGGAAUUUAUGCAUGUACGGCAACGAAUAGCUUAGGUUCUACUGUAACUUCUGCCAACUUGGAGGUUCCAGGUAACAGACGAUCUAUGUAUGCCCUUAUUUCAUAAAGAUUUGCUGAGAGAGGGAAUAAACAAUUGAAUGGAAUAAAUGAAAAGGUGGAGGAACAUUUAAUUCUUAAUUUUGGUGUGCUAUGGUAUCGGAGAUUUGCAUUGUAUCGUAUUAUUUGAUUAUUACUUUCCUAGGCUACAAACUAAUAUGAUGAAGAAAAUAAUAAUAAUAAUAAUAUAUAAUGCUCGAUGUAUUGUAUUUUCUAUGUGAGAAAAAAUUUUUGCAAAUUUUUGAACGAUGGGAGAUAAGUACUUCGAUGACAAACUGCUUCUUCUAUACAGCUUGCUUUUUGUUGGGAAUAAACAACAAUUUUUAUCGCAAUAUAAAGAAAUAAACAUAGUGAUGCUACUAAUCAUUCUAAAAGAUCGAACAAAAGCGAAUUAGCUUUGUCUUAAUGAACAUAAUCAUUUCUUGUUACAUUUUAUUCAAAUAUUCGAUUUAACAUUUUGGUAGAAACUAAUUAAAUCGAACUUUUUAAUAAUACCAAAGGAAAUAAGAACGCAAAAAUUGUCAAUCUUUUUAAACAACAUAUAAAAUAUUUUAAUUAGGUACCAUUAAACAAAUUAAGAAAACUUUUGUCUCUCUUAUACACUUUAUUCCAUGUUUAUAUCUUAUCUAUUUUAAAUAUUGUGAUUUUAUUGAAAUAUUAUAUUUUUAAUUUUUCUUUAAGCAUAAUAAAAUUAUUUCUUGCCAAUAUUGUUAUUAAAUUAGAAUUACAAGAUUUUGUCUCGUUGUCAGAAUUAGCUUUGCCAAAGGUAAUGAUUAAAAAUAAAAAAUUUGAUAAAAUAGAAAAUAAAAGUGAUUUACUGUUUCAACCUCAACAUUAAUAUCAUUUUAAAUGAUUCUAUUUAUGUAUCAUGUGUAUAACAUUGUUGGAACUGUCAUUGUUAGAUUGUUUAAAAACAUGAUAAGAGAAAAUUAUUUGUAUUAUUAAACGUAAAUAAAUGCAAUAAGAAUAUUCAAUCGCUCUAAAUAAAACUUUUAAUUAUUUAAUAGUUCUUACAAGUUUUUAUGUUAAUUGUUUUUGCUUAAAACACGAGAAGUUAAUAUUUUAUAGCUAGACGGAAUAUGGGAUCUAUUAUGGGUAUGUACGGGCAUGUACGGCUAUGAAUCGCUAUGCUAUUAGCUCCUUGCGUCAAUUAUAGUUACAGAGAAUAAUUUACGUAUUAUUUAAUUCAAAAAAUACAGUCAUAAAAUCAGCAUUUCUUGAAUAAUUUUAUGAAUGCUCAAGAUUUUGUAAAUUACGUAAAUAAUUAUUAUCUAAUAUUUAAUAAAUGGCAGAAGGCAAUUUAGACAAUUAAAAGUAAGAUAUUUUAAUAUGUUUUCUCAUCGCAAGGAGUUAAUUCUUAUUUAUUAAUUUCGCUAUCCAUGAAUUCACAAUAAUAUUUAUAUAUAUUAUGUAAAUAAAUGUAUGCUUUCUCUAUAAUCUGAA
Molecule: messenger RNA, 2567 nt
Organism: Wasmannia auropunctata (little fire ant)
Lineage: Eukaryota; Metazoa; Arthropoda; Insecta; Hymenoptera; Formicidae
Product: myosin light chain kinase, smooth muscle-like
Exons: 5
Source: RefSeq, a predicted model, not a curated record